UAUCGAGACAAUUGGCAAAGAUGGCACUCCACCGGAAGCAGCGCGGUGUCGUGGACGCCGCCCCCCAGUACGUUCGCAUUCCGACGGUGCACGCUGGUAGUCGGCCAGUGGGAUACUCGCUGCGCGAGACGCACCCUCGCGCCCAGCGGGUCUUUGCCAAGCGCUACGCGGAGGGUGACCGGUCGCGUAAGAUCAGCUCUCUGCAGUUGCGCGCGUGCUUCGUGCUAUGCGUGCUAUUGUAUUUCGGUGCCAUCUACUUCGCGGACGACAUAGCUAACAUUGGCCGAGCAGUGGGUUCAGAACAGAGCAGCCAGAAUUUCUUCGUGCACUCGCUGCGUCCUCGCGGUAGGAGCAACGUACGAGUGGGUAGAGCAGUCGACGCGAAGAAAAUGGAGCCGACGGCUGCACCUCCCUCUGCUACUGUGGUGCUAGGAGUUGCUGAACUGAAUCCGCACGAGAAAGAUGACCCACUGAUAGCGGUACCCGUUGCUGAAAUUCAGACUGAAAUUGCGACUGCAGAAAUGGAGGAAGCGCAAGCGACGGAGCCACAAACAGAGCGAGAGGCGGGGGCAAAGCACCAGAACGCGCAAAAGGCGAUUAAUGACGCUCCAGGAGAUGCUGUACACCCGGACGAUCAGCGCGAUGACUUUCCUGUUGAUCAAACUGAAAACGCCAAGCCUGCAGGUCCAGUGCGAGGCAAAUACAUUGGUCAGGUGAAGACACUUUCAGCUGACCUUAUCAAGACGAAUGAUGGCCACACUGAAGCUCAGGAGCGACAACAAGAAGGCAUGAUUCCCACAGCCCCAAAGAAGUACGCCUCUGCAGCGAGGCCAACCGCUGCGGUCCGGCAUCCGGAGAAGGGGGAUGACGCGAUCGCUGUUCCUGUCGCGAGUCCCUCUCGUGUCAAAGAGCAACAGCGUAUUCGGAGCAACGUGGAUACAGCGAGCCAAACAUACCGGAAUCAUAAGCCAGUCGAGGAGGUCCGCCCAGCAUACAAUCAAGAAGGAAGAGGGAACCACCAACAGCCUACUGCAGCGCCUGCGCAGGCAAAGGAGAGUAUGACGCAGCACAUAGCGGGUAUUUAACUGAAUGAACUUGUAGAUACAUUUGACGCAUAUGCGGUGCCACGUGAGACCAGCCAGUUUCCUCCAUCACCCGCUGGCGGCCAGGCUGGCGGCCAGUGCACCGGAUUGUCGUCUGGUAGAACGCAGCGUGCGAUCUCGACAGAUGCCAUUACCUGCGCUCGUCACUACUCGCGCAUCGUACCUGAUUGUUGAAUGCUUGGUGACUAUCAUUUACCGCAUCGGCGUCGCAGAGUUGCAAUAGCGGCGAGCUGGUUCACGAUGAACUAUCCAAGCGCCUUCAAGACUGCGUACAUAUUCGCCUUGACGAAUCACAAGAAUUGUGUCAACUCUUAAAAGUUGGACGACGUCAAGCGGGGAGUGAGCACCUUUUGACCUGUGAACACGUCACACGAUCGAACGCCGCCAAUCCCAAGCACCAUCUACAACGGUUAGGUGUGAAGCAUAUACAACAGGGAAUAUAGUCCUACAGGUUUAGUUUUAAUUUCCUCUCUGAUUCGUCCAA
Messenger RNA from Phytophthora nicotianae INRA-310, 1587 nucleotides. RefSeq lists its product as hypothetical. The annotation marks the transcript as partial. NCBI's taxonomy places the organism in Eukaryota, Oomycota, Peronosporomycetes, Peronosporales, Peronosporaceae. The transcript has a single exon. The record is from RefSeq and is a predicted model, not a curated record.